AUGUCGUUCCUCACCUCCGUACGUGCAUCGAUUAGCCCCCGCGUGGCCAUCAGACCAGCCUACACGGCCGUCUCGGCCUUCCACAACUCUGCCGCUCGCCUGGGCUUGAAGGAGUCGGAUCGGAACCGCGAUGAUCUGGACUCAUACUACGAGGCUGAGAAGCAAGAUCAGUUGAAGAGUACCAAGGAGGGCAAGGCGAAGUGGAAGGGCGAGCUUGCUAGCAACAGUGAGGCAUCGGUCAAGGCAGACCGCGGCGAGCUUGACAGCGACGAUAAGGACUUCCAAUCACUCCAAAGUCGCACCAAGGAUCUGCCGAACAGGAGUGGCCCUGUGAAUAAGUCUCAAUAG
This is a messenger RNA of Aspergillus viridinutans, 348 nucleotides long. RefSeq lists its product as uncharacterized. The record is from RefSeq and is a predicted model, not a curated record. The coding region runs from base 1 to 348 and encodes 115 amino acids. Lineage: Eukaryota; Fungi; Ascomycota; Eurotiomycetes; Eurotiales; Aspergillaceae. The transcript has 3 exons.